ACGAUUUUUGAGUAGUUUGAAGAUGCUUCUUCUUCUGAGCUGUUGGAUGAUUGCAGGGGUUACAGCAAAGGACCAACCAUCGCUGCACUACCGAGUGAAAAACAGUUCAAUAUGUAUACAGGUUGAAAAAUCACUUCGUCAAAAUACGUGGCUUCUUAACAAGAAGGCUAUUGUUUUAGAUAAAAUCAUCACACCCAGAUACAAAGACAAAGUGGAUUAUGAUCCAAUUAACCACACCUUGUGUAUCAACAAACUCACUGAGACGGACAGUGGCAACUAUACAUUUCAAUUCAUCAAUUCUGAGGAUGAACAAUCAGAGGAGAUCCACCGACUCAUUGUUCAGG
This is a messenger RNA of Anoplopoma fimbria (sablefish), 344 nucleotides long. RefSeq names its product T-lymphocyte surface antigen Ly-9. NCBI's taxonomy places the organism in Eukaryota, Metazoa, Chordata, Actinopteri, Perciformes, Anoplopomatidae. The record is from RefSeq and is a predicted model, not a curated record.